This is a messenger RNA of Plasmodium malariae, 2325 nucleotides long. Its product is annotated as STP1 protein. The transcript has 4 exons. Lineage: Eukaryota; Apicomplexa; Aconoidasida; Haemosporida; Plasmodiidae. The record is from RefSeq and is a predicted model, not a curated record. The coding region runs from base 1 to 2325 and encodes 774 amino acids.
AUGGAAGAGUGUUUUACCUCGGCAUUAGAAUACUAUAUAUAUCCAAAAUUUCAAAGGAUUCAACGAUAUAUAAAAAGUAAAACAAGUUCCAUAAAUAAUAAUACUAAUAAAGAACAAUUCAGAAGUGUAUGCCGAGAAUUGGCUGAUUAUCUAAUUAGGGAGAAGGGUGCACCACACUAUGUAGAUCAAAAAAGGUGGGAAGGAACACUGAAGAAUUACAUGAAAACUUACUUUAAAAAUCUUACAGAACAUGGAGGAUGUCCUCUAAUAUUACAUGAUAAGGAAAAGGCUAUUUUAGAUUUUCAAUACGAAGUACACGAUUUCUGCGAACAGAAAAAUAAUUAUCUGAGUGAAAUAGCUCAAUUAAAACAAAAAAAAAAAUGUGUUGAUAAGUGUUUACGGAAAUGUAACGAAUAUAAUACGUGGAUUGUACAAAGGCAGAACUAUUUUAAUACAAAUGAAUACUCAAUAAAAGGAUGUUACAAAAUACCAAAAACAAAAAAGAGAGAUAGCGAAUCAUUGUGUGACAUACGAAGACCUAAAACUUUUAGUACACUUUCUGAAUGCGCAACUGUUCUUCCAGUUCCACCCGGUGACCCUGUACCUAAAAAAGAUCUUACGAGUUCACACAACGCAGAUACAAGUACAGAUAACAUUCAAUCUGAAUCUCAAUUUCAGACAGAAAAAGUUGUGGAAAUUAAACAUGACGAAAAGACACAAUCUGAAUUAGCAUCGAAAAAAAAACUACAUCAAGAUGAAGUUCCUACAGCAUUGGAAAAUUUAAAAGCAGAUGUUACCAGUAACCCAGGUGAAUAUACAUUAACUAUAGAAGGUACUCCACCUCUACGAGUCACACAAUCUCUACAAAAUACAACAUCUCUACAAUUUCCAACAUCAGAAGCACCCCCACUCUCUCAAUCAGAAAAACAAUUAACAUUAAUUCGCCCAUCACAAAAUAUAUCAAUUCUUCAAUUUUCAGGACCACAAAUAGAUAAUUCAGAAUUUUCUUUAACUUCUAAAAGAGCAACUGGAACCCUUGAUGCCCCUGCUCAACAAGACGCUCCUAAAUAUUCAGUUAAAGAUUCCGAUGGAUAUCCAAAUAACAUAAAUUUAUCUUCUAUUUUAAUAAGCUUUAUUACUAUUAUUUUAUUUUCUCUUUUAAUUAAAUACGCCUUAAUAGGACUAUUCAAAAAAAGGAAAAAGAUAAAAAGAAUGCAAAUGAAAUUCCUUAGAAUACUAAUUCCUUCAUAUUCUAACAUGAAAAAGAAGUUUCUAACAUAUGAUAAUUCAGAACACCCAAUAUAUGAUAAUGAAGAAAUUAUAAAAAAAAUAAAAAUUAGUAAUCAUAACAUGAAAAAAAAUGUAAAUGCAACAAAGAUUACAAAUAAAAGGAAUAAAACUAUAAUAGAAGUGCAUAUGGAACUACUGGAAGAAUUCAGAAUCGAAGAAUGGAACAUCAACAAAGGAGUCUUUUUAGAAAUAUGUCUAGAAGUGUUUGAACAGGAGCAAUACAUAAACUGUCCUAAUUUAGAAAAUGAUAAGAUAAUAAUGGAAAAUGAUAAUUUUAGAAAGUAUACUGAAAAACACAAAAUUAUGUGGAAUCAAUUGGUGGAAAAACAUAAAAAUAUUUCUGAAAAGUUGAAAAAAAAAGUUUGGUUUAAUAAUCUUAAAAACGAAUGGAAAAAAGUGAACGAUUACAUAAAAGAAACCGAAAAAUCAAAGAAGAAACUUUCAAAUGAAAUUCAAAAUAUUCCAUUUUUAGAAGGAAAAAAAGAUGUAUGGAGACAGUGGAUAUUAAGCAAGAAAACAAUUAUAGAAGAAUUUCUAGAACAGAACUGUUUUCAGCAAUUUUCAAAAGAACUAAAGACUAUAUCAGAUGUAUACGAAAGUGAACAUAAUAUAAUUGAUGUAACACUAAUAAAUAUGGAAGAUUUAAAAUAUAGAAAAAGUUCUAAAGAAUUAUAUAAAUGUAUUAAUAAAAAAUUAUUAGCGAAACUUUGUAUACUUGUAUUUAUGACGAUAUUAGAAGAAUGCGAAAAAGAGGAAAAUUUAGAAAAUAAGGAAUCACAUUUGGAUAAUUCCAUAAAUGAAAGGAAAACAGUACAAAAUUCACAUAGGAAAAUAGGAAUUACAGAACAUAUUGUCGAACUUAAUAGCAAUAUUUUAGAGGAUAAAAAAAAUAAUGAAAGUCAUAAUUAUGCAAAAGAAUAUUCAUUUAUAAAAGAUAUAAAUGAUUGGAUAAAAGAAGAAGAUAUAUAUAUAAAUUUCUUACUCAACGAGCAUAAAGAACUCAAACAUACGGAAUAUUAUAGUAACAGUUCCUAG